AGAGAGAGAGAGGGUAAGGGGAGAAGUGGAAGAUAGUGAGAGAGAGAAGGGGGUGUAAAAAGGGAAAAGUGUUUGAAUGUAAGUAAAGGGAGAGAAAAAUUCAGCAGGAGUUUCAUGAUGAGAGAGAGAGAGAGAAAAAAGUUCGUUUUGUUCAGAACAAGAACCAGGUCAGAAUGUGGGUCAAUCCAAGCAACCAUCUUUUCCAUCAUCAUGAUGCUCAUUCUCAUCAUCUCAUCGUCAACAACAACAACAACAACAACAUAACAGUAGUAAACUUAAGGUUCUACUGAUGACAAGGAAAAGAUGAUGAUGAUUUUGAUGAAGUGAGUUAGAUGAUACUAACGUAAUUCAUUUGAGUGAAAGAUUUUGUUGAAUGUUAAUUGAGAGGAAAAUGAUUCAGUUUUUUUUUGUUCUAAUCAAAUUUAGGUGAAUGAGUUUUGAGUCAUGAUGAUAUGAAAAUUGAAUUUAAUUCAUAAAAUUAUCUUUCCCGUUUCUCCAUGUGAAUAUAUUCAUCACCAUGAUCACGAUUGAUGUUAUUGAUUUAUCACUAUUAACCCAGUGAACUUGUUUACCUUUUUUUUUAGUCUAAUGUCUGAAGUUAAUUAUGUUAAUCAACGUAGUUUUUGAUCACUUUCAUUGAUUCUCUGUUCUAAUUAAUCAUUUUAAUUGAUACAAUAUCAAAGUUAAUCUAAUAGUCUCUCAACUAUGCUGGUGAAAAAUUCAUCAUAUGGUUACAUAGGUUGACAAUUUGUUCAUGUGUUGAUCUUUGCUUAUCUGGGAUAAUCUUUUACUAAUCUGGAAUUGAUAUUAAUUAAUGAAUGAACAAGCAAUUCUUGUUGAUUUACAAUUGUAUUUUAAGAAAAUAAUAUUCGGCGACAAUUAAGUUAAUCAACUGGUUUACUUGUGUAAACAUCACUAAUUCCAAGUUAAAUCGCCCUGGCUCAAGUCUUUUCAUGUUCAUCUUUGAGGUGACAUUAACUCACUUUUCAUGGGUGAUCAUGAUGAAAGUAAAUUUAUCGAUCCGUUUUUUGGGAAACCCGGAAGAGAUUCUUACUCUAUCUGUGGAAAUCGUUGAUUCAACUCUCUUCCUCUUCCUCCUCUCCCCUCAUCUUCUGCCAACCUAAUCAAUAAGUCUCCAUACACCCCACCCACUCUUCCCCAUGUAACCAUACAACCUCAUCUUCCACUUUCUCUCUCUCCCUUCCUCUCAUCAUCCUGUGUCUAUUUCUCUUUCUAUUUGUACCUUUUCCUUUCCUUCAUCUCAAUGAUAUUUUCCACCAUCGAGAUACUAAAAAAGGAACCCAACAAACCGAAUCAGAACUUGCAUAGAGUUAAUUUCAUUUGAAAUUCUGUUUUCGUACCAACAAUUAAUUUGAUUGUCAGUCACAAUUUAACAAUCACAAUUUGUCCUUUUAUUACAAUUACAACUCUUAAUUCAUUUCAUUACCAUUAUCAUGAUAAUAACUUAAUGGUUAAUAGCUUAUUUUCAAUGAGCUUUUAUUGUUAUCAUAAUAUAUGUUUACAAUUGACCUAAUUAUUUUAAUUCUUAAUCAAUUCUCAUGUAAACUUGAAGGUUCCUGAUUAUUUUAUGGUAACAAUAAUCAACUUUGAUUGAUCUUUAUCAAUAUUUCACAAUCUAUAAUCAUUGUAAACAUCAUGAUGAUCAUAUUAUUAUCUUUAUUGUUCAAAUGGUCAAUUUGAUUUGAUGGUCAGUUAGAUUUACAUAUUGAUUAUCAUGACAAUUGAAAAACAAAUUUAUACUUAAGUAAAGUUUAUGAUCAGGAAGAGGAAAAUCAAUCCAAUCACUCAAAUUAUCAUUAAGAUCAAUAAACAAUUAACAUUAAACAUCCGAUGUUAUCUUGAUUUAAAUCAAUUCUAAUUUCAGCUGAUUAAUCAAUGUUUACAAAUCAUGAGCUCAUUAAUUGUAAUCAAGUCGUUAAUUUAUUAUUUAGAUCAAUCCUGAAGAUAUAAAUUCAAUCUAUUAUUUGAUUGGUGUAACAAUUUACUGAUUUCAAGUUUAUUUCCAAUCUUAUUGAAGGUCUUUCAUCAAAAAUAUUAUUAGUUCUCGAUUAAUUUAAUCAUGAUAAUAAUCAACCAUGAUUAGAUUACAUAUUUUCACCAUAAGGUCAAGUUAAUUGUUACAAACAAUUAAAGUUACGAUCAAACAACCAAUGCUGCCAUCUUUUAUUUAGAAGUGGAAAUCAACCGAUCAAAGUGAUUAAUUAAUUUCCAAACUUAGAAUCUGGUUAAUUAGUGUUAAGAUCAUACAUUUACAAUUAAGAAGAUAAAUUUGUCUAUCACAAUAUUAUAUUCAAGGAUAAUAAUAAUCUUGUAACGAUCUAAAUCAAACAAAAAGUUAACUAACUUUGUUGAUAAUAUCUAAUGAUUAUCUUAAUAAUAAAUCAACACAAAUAUUAAAUUAAACAUUUAUUCAAAAUUUAUACAAUUUCCAAUAUCGAAAUUAUCAUCACAAUGACAAAUAUUAACUUUUUGAAACAUUAAAUAAUGAAUCUAAUUAAACAGCAAAAGUAAACAAUCAAACUCAAAUUAUCAAGAGAUUUAAAUUAUUGCUACAUUUACAAUUGAUCCAAUGAGUUAGUCAAUUGUAUCUCAGUUGAUUAGUGGAAAUUGUUGAAUAAAAAGAUACAUUGAAUUAGUUUAUUAGUCUUCGAGAUUAGUUGAUGUGAUGCCUUCGUCAAGCCAAAGUUCAAGGAUUAAAAGGUCACUUCGAGUGACAAAAUUCGGGUCAAGUGUCAAUGAGCUGCUUCGUUCACAGACACUCCAUUUACCACAGACAAUUGGAGAUUUAAAAACUAACAUUGGUCAAUAUUGGUUUCCAAUGUUAACACUUAUCAAUCUAAUUGUAAACACAAUUAAAUUUUCCACAUUGAUUAUGAUUAAUCCGACCAGUGAUCUAAUUUUAAUCCUCGGUGAUCCUUCACACUUUCUAGGUGAAUCCCGUCUCUAUUUGUUAACCUUAAAUUUCAUCUGGUGUGUGAUUGCAUGUAUUCACGGAGUCCACUUUGUAGCACAUACAAUGUGUCCGGUCAGUUCAGCCCAGAAAACUUGGCUUUGUAUCGGUGAAAUCCUGGAAACCGGUCAAUACAAGAAGUGGGGUCACUUUGACGAUUUGGCCAAACAGUUUCGUCGAUUGGUUAAAGCAAACACUUGGUUAAUUACUUCAGCUUAUUUUUUCUUCCUCAGUUUGUUACCCGUAUUCAAAGCCCCCAGGCAGUUCAUCUUUCCCAUGAGCGUUAAUCUAUUUCUCAAUACAUGGUGUUGUUAUUACAUUAUGACACUUUCGAUAAAUUUUGUCUUCAUUUAUGUCCUUUAUGCUUAUGUUUGGAUUGAGUAUCUCAAGUUUCUCACGGUGACAACUCUCACAAUCAAUGUCCAUCCGAAUGAAGGUGAACCCUUGACCAUUGAGAACGACGAUUUCAUUCCCGGUAAAAGGAUUCGAUUCAUUGUAACUCAUUUUACUGAACUUCAAGAAUUUAUAUUCAGUGAUCUUUUCCAUGGUAUUAAAAAUUCACUCAAUUUUCUGGUUACUUUUAUCGCUUAUAUUAUCAUCGUAUUUUUGAUCUUUUUCACCUCGAUACCUUCGUCAAUCAAAGUGGCCAUGAUUUGCUGUGGGAUUUCCGGUUCCUUUUUCGGUCAUUAUAUUCAAUUUCUCAUCGGUAUAUACGGUCAAUCUCAGAUAAUUAAAACCUCAAAUUGUAUAAGGAAAAUACUUUAUACUAAAUCAUCAGUUGAAUCAAAAUUAAUUGUCCUUCUUUUCAUUGACCAUUUAGUUGAUAGAAACUUUUUUACAAUCCUGGGCUCAUUAAGAUAUACAACUAAAAACUUAAUUCUGGUCAUCAUGGAGUCUAGUGUAUUAUUAUUGUUAUGUAUUUCAAAUGUUAACCGUUGCUGACCAUUGGCCAGAAUCAUGAAGUACAAAUGUGUCAACAUUGGGUUUUUGUAUGUACGAUGAAAGUUAA
Molecule: messenger RNA, 3980 nt
Organism: Panonychus citri (citrus red mite)
Lineage: Eukaryota; Metazoa; Arthropoda; Arachnida; Trombidiformes; Tetranychidae
Source: RefSeq, a predicted model, not a curated record